This is a messenger RNA of Stomoxys calcitrans (stable fly), 4160 nucleotides long. RefSeq names its product synapsin (gene Syn). Gene Ontology annotation, biological process: neurotransmitter secretion. The transcript is spliced from 11 exons. Gene Ontology annotation, cellular component: synaptic vesicle membrane; synaptic vesicle. The record is from RefSeq and is a predicted model, not a curated record. Lineage: Eukaryota; Metazoa; Arthropoda; Insecta; Diptera; Muscidae. Gene Ontology annotation, molecular function: ATP binding.
AACUAAAACCGGCACCCUGAAUUUCUCAUCGUUCAAGAGCAGUUUUACUUCCAAUGUUAAUUUCCUGAAGAGAAGAUUCAGCUCGGGAGACUUGUCUUCCGAGGCUGAUGAUGUCGAUCCCAAUGAUUUGCCACCGGCAGCGCGACCCAUACAGGAACAGCCCACAAAACCACCAACUGCAGUUGGUGGCGGCCCGCCCAAUAUGCCACCACCACCGGCACCUGGUUCGGCCGGCAUACCACCACAGCCUGCGGGCAAUGCCCCCGACUUCUCAUUGAGUUUUGGCAAAACGACAGCCAAUAACACGGCCGCUGCCCCCGUAGCAGGACCACCACGUGGAGUCAGUGCCCCCACUAGCCCGGCCAAGUCGAGAGAAAGUUUGCUGCAACGCGUUCAAAGUUUGACGGGAGCAGCUCGAGAUCAAGGCGCUUCAAUUUUGGGUGCCGCUGUUCAAAGUGCCACCCGUGCUCCAGCUUUCAAUAAAGACAAAUAUUUCACUCUACUGGUGCUCGAUGAUCACAAUACAGAUUGGUCGAAAUAUUUCCGGGGCAAGCGUCUGCAUGGCGAUUAUGAUAUACGAGUGGAGCAGGCUGAAUUUAGGGACAUAACGCUACAUGCCAGUGCUGAAUCGGGUCCAGUUGUAACAAUGGAGGUUUACCGUGGUGAUUCCAGGAUUCCCCGUAUGUUCCGGCCCGAUUUUGUGCUAAUACGUCAACCACCUCGUGAUGGAGCCAGUGAUUAUCGUUCAACAAUUUUGGGCUUGAAAUAUGGAGGUGUGCCAAGCAUUAAUUCCUUGCACUCUAUAUACCAAUUUCAGGAUAAACCUUGGGUAUUUGCCCAUUUGCAGCAGCUUCAACGUCGCCUGGGAAAAGAUGCCUUCCCACUGAUUGAACAGACUUUCUUCCCUUCACCCAAAUAUUUGCUGAAUUGGACCAAGUUCCCUUGUGUAUUGAAGGCUGGCCACUGCCAUGGCGGCAUGGCUACGGCGCGCUUUGAUAACCAAAUGGGUUUGCAAGAUGCUGCCGGUCUGGUGUCUGGCACUGGUUUUGAAGGACACUGUUACUGCACAAUUGAGCCAUAUAUCGAUGCGAAAUUCGAUGUGCACAUCCAAAAGAUUGGCAGCAAUUAUAAGGCUUUCAUGCGUAAAUCCAUUACCGGUAACUGGAAGACAAAUCAAGGUUCAGCAAUGUUGGAGCAAAUUACUCUUACAGAGAAAUACAAGUCAUGGGUGGAUGAGAUCUCCGAACUCUUUGGUGGCAUGGAAGUGUGCGGUGUUUCCGUAGUGGUGGGCAAGGAUGGGCGUGAGCAUAUUAUCAAAGCAUCGGAUAGUACAUUUGCUUUGAUGGGUGACUCGCAGGAGGAUGAUCGCCGGCAGAUAGCCGAUUUGGUAUCUUCACGCAUGCAGAAUGUCUGCCGACCUGGGGCCAAUCAAAAUGUAGGCGGUCAUGGCAAACUACCCUCGGUCUCUUCGCGCGGCCAAAGUCCAACCGAUGAAAUUGGCCUGCCUCCAGCUGCCCCAACUGGCCCCCGACCAGCACCCAUGGGUGGACCUCCACCCAUACCCGAGCGCACUUCCCCAGCUGUGGGCUCCAUUGGUCGCUUGAGUAGUCGCAGCAGCAUUUCCGAAGUGCCCGAAGAAGCUGCUUCUUCGGCGGGCGGUGGUGUCAAUCGUCGCGAUUCGCAAACCUCACAGGCUUCUAAUAUUUCAACGGCCUCCAGGACACCUCAACGUCCUCCGCAAACCCAAAGCUCUGUGGUCGAGGAUGCGGAGGACACCAUGAAGAAUUUGAGGAAGACCUUUGCGGGCAUAUUUGGUGACAUGUAGGAAUUAGCGAACAAAAAACGCGGAAGAACAGCGAGCGAAUCGGCCAAUGGCGUGGGUGGCGAUAGUGGUCGCGGCACCGGUAGCAUGGCUGGCAUUAAUGUCAGCGGCAUCACCAGUGCCGGCAGCUCGUUCUUGGGUAAGCAGUUCUCCUUUACAACGGGUAAGUCUAGUGCCUCGGCCUCUUCGGGAAUUGGCGAGUCGGUGAUAUCGACCCAGCCCAAUUCGGCGAAGUCAGCCGAAGGACCUGCGGAUGCCCGCUCGGACACCUCGUCUACGUCGACUCUCACCGCAGGCAGUGUAAGUUCGAGCAGCAAGCCCUCUUCCAGCGUUUUAGAUGAGUCCAAAUACAAGCCGGUCACCAAUUUCGAACCCCAGGAGAGGGUUAAUCCCUUCGACAAGGGCACCAUAAAGGCCAGCACCACCACGGCCACCAUAGGCAGCACUGUGUCCACCACCUCAUCGUCAUCGAUUUCGGCCUCAUCAAUUUCAUCUCGCAUCAAUGUUCGCACCGACAGCAACUUCAAGUCACCGCCACCACCAUCAAGGCCACCGCCACCACCACCACAGACCGCCGCAUCUGUAGCCACCAAUUCGAGCAACACCUACCAAAGUUCGACGGCUUCCAACAAAGACAAGACUAGCUACAUUUAUGGCAGCUCCACUUCCAUAGAGACCAUAACACGCAUGGACACCACCAACACCGCCACCAUGAGUAAUCCAACGGCCAGCACCAGCCUGGGACACACUAGCCAGAAUACAGGCAAUACCAAGAUAACUACAAUUGGGGCUGCGGCCACCACCGGAAUAACUGGAGCAGUCAGCAAUGAUUGGAACAACACCACUGGACGUACGAAUUCCUCCGUUUUGGGUACACGCUCCGCCAGUGUGUACAGUGCUCCGGCAGUGGUCAGCACCACACCAGCAGUAGGGGCCACAACCAAUGAAGAUGCCCAGUCCACUGCUGCAGCAUCGAAUGGCUAUAACGCUGCCACCGAUAUGCCCUCAUAUACUCGGCCCUCAUAUUCGCGCUCCGAAAGCAAUGGACCUCAAAAUAAAGCUUCAGAUAUGGAUAUUAUCUUUGGUGAUAGCAACAACAUACCCUCUUAUGGUAGUGGUAAAUUUACCCGAUCCGGUGGCUCUCUAUCAGAUGCUGAACUCAUAUUCGGCAGCUCCUCGGUGCCCAGCUAUAAGACAGAUCGUUUUGGCUCCUCCAAAAGCAUGAGUGUUACAUCGGAUCGCAGCAAUAUGGGAUCAACGGCACCCUACAAAAUCUAUGAGGGUAUACAAAAUGCCGGUUUCAGUGAUUACAGCGAUAGCAAAGUGGCAGGCAGCACUGGCAGUGUUAGCUCUUAUUCCAGCUGGAGAAGUAAGCAACAGGAUAAUAAUGAUGAUGAUGAUUUGGACUUGAAAUAAAUUCUGGAAAUGAAAUGGCGAAAGAAAGAAGAAAAAAAUUCCAAAAACCUCAUAAAGUUUUUAUUAGUGUUAGUGUUAACAAGAACCACCAUUAACCACCAUAAAUAAUCAUUAACAAAUGUUAAAUGAACAGUUUUUCCUCCCUUAAAACAAAAAAAAUUUAAAAACAAAUAACAAUUAACAAAUAUAAAAGAAGCAAUUCUAAAAGUGCAGUAUAGACUGUUACUUCUUGACACUCAACACUUACAAAAAGUCAUGGUCAUCAUCAUAUGUUAUUGUCAUCAUCAUCAUCAUUGUUGUAGUCUUUACCAUCCUUUAUGAACUGCUAAUCCUGGGCAAACGAAGACAUGGCCUCCAAAGUUUCCUGGUUUCAUGGGACUCCUUUGAAAAUGUUACUCAAACCCACGCAUUACUAUGACUUGACCUAUUCAACUAAAGAACAUACUAUUUAACUCCUUAAAUGCUAUAUGCUAAUCACAUGCAACUCUGUGUUUAUUUGUUUAAGAGACUCUAUAUGUUAAGUUUGAUAAAAGAAUUUAAAGAUUUCCCCAAAAUGAAGAAUGACUAAACGGAAAAAAUUUAAAAGAAAGCACAUUUCAAAAUAAUAAUGAAUGAAUAAAGGAGUUUGCAGAUUUCCUUAGAUAAUUUAAGUAAGUUCCCCAACCCUCCCAAAAAGAAAACAAGCAAAUUACAAAAAAAUGCUAAAGCCAAACCUUUACCAGGCCUACUCUUUUCCCAAGCUAACCUUAGAAUUCAAACGCACGCAAGCAUUUCACCAUAGCGCACAAUUCAAGGGAAACGGAUAUUAGAAACAUACAUGUACUCUCAUUUCCUUUCGAUUUGUUACGUUUGUAAGUUUAUCGAAUUUCUUUCAAUACCCAAUGUUGAAUUCUAUACAAAUAUAUAAUUAUCGAUGCUCUAA